Eublepharis macularius is the source of this 597-nucleotide messenger RNA. RefSeq names its product DIRAS family GTPase 1 (gene DIRAS1). NCBI's taxonomy places the organism in Eukaryota, Metazoa, Chordata, Lepidosauria, Squamata, Eublepharidae. Bases 1 to 597 code for a protein of 198 amino acids. Gene Ontology annotation, biological process: signal transduction. The transcript has a single exon. Gene Ontology annotation, cellular component: plasma membrane. The record is from RefSeq and is a predicted model, not a curated record. Gene Ontology annotation, molecular function: GTPase activity; GTP binding; GDP binding.
AUGCCAGAACAAAGUAAUGAUUACCGUGUGGUGGUCUUCGGUGCUGGAGGUGUGGGGAAGAGCUCUCUGGUCUUGCGCUUUGUUAAGGGCACUUUCCGAGACACUUAUAUCCCGACGAUCGAGGACACCUACAGGCAGGUCAUCAGCUGCGACAAGAGCGUCUGUACCUUGCAGAUCACGGACACCACCGGGAGCCACCAGUUCCCGGCUAUGCAGCGCCUCUCCAUCUCCAAAGGCCAUGCCUUCAUUCUGGUCUUCUCCAUCACCAGCAAGCAAUCCCUGGAGGAGCUAAAGCCCAUCUACCAGCAGAUUGUGCAGAUCAAAGGCACUGUGGAGAGCAUCCCUAUUAUGCUGGUGGGAAACAAGUGCGACGAGACGCAGCGUGAGGUGGAGACGAAAGAGGGCGAGGCAGUGGCCAAGGAGUGGAAGUGCGCCUUCAUGGAGACGUCAGCCAAGAUGAACUACAAUGUCAAAGAGCUCUUCCAAGAGCUGCUCAACCUAGAGAAGAGAAGGAACAUGAGCCUCAAUAUCGACGGCAAGAGGUCCAACAAGCAGAAGAGGACAGACAAAAUCAAGGGGAAGUGCAGUCUUAUGUGA